AGAGGCCAAAACGGACCCCAACACCAAACAAACCAACCCGCCCCGACGCGACGAGCCAAACCCGAAGCAACGCAGCCGCCACUUCUCUGAGCCAAUCGGAGAGGCCGUAGCCGUCCGGCGGCGUGCCCUCCUUCCCUCCUCGCGAUUCGCUGCCGCCCGUCCCCGGCGAGCGCCUGCUCCGAGGUCGCGCCUAUCCCCUAGGGUUCCUUCCCCGCCGCCGCCGCCGUCACAGGAGGAGGAAAGGAAUACAUCGUCAUGGCGGCCAGGCUCCUCGCGAAUCUCAUCGUCAUGGGCGGGAGCGUCAUGGGCAGGGCCAUGCUCCAGGCCUAUCGCAAAGCCAUCGUCAAUGCGAACCAAACUGGAGCUGCCCAAGAAGCUAUAAAUGGUAUCAGACGGGCUAGCAAGGUCAUGACUGAGCAAGAAGCCCGGCAGAUACUGGGUAUUAGUGAAAAAUCGACUUGGGAAGAGAUUGUUCAGAAGUAUGACACAAUGUUUGAGAGGAAUGCGAAGAACGGGAGCUUCUACCUCCAAUCGAAGGUCCAUCGCGCAAAAGAAUGUCUGGAACCUUUAUAUCAAAAGCCUGAUGUACCAAACUGAGAUUGGCGUAGAUGCCUAGCAUCCGUUUGAACCAUUACGCUUAACUGAUCAGUUUGCCGAUGUGGCUAGAGAUCAUUCUGUUUUUGAGUUAUGCUGGGUGCAUCAGGUUGAUUGGUUGUAAAAGGGACCUUUGCUGGACUCAGAAUAAUGUUUAACAAAGAUAUGAGAUUUUGUCUGAUUCA
Molecule: messenger RNA, 779 nt
Organism: Setaria italica (foxtail millet)
Lineage: Eukaryota; Viridiplantae; Streptophyta; Magnoliopsida; Poales; Poaceae
Product: mitochondrial import inner membrane translocase subunit PAM16 like 2
Exons: 4
Coding region: 256-597 (113 amino acids)
Biological process (GO): protein import into mitochondrial matrix
Cellular component (GO): TIM23 mitochondrial import inner membrane translocase complex
Source: RefSeq, a predicted model, not a curated record